CGCUUCGAUCAUUUAUCUAACUCAGAAUCUCCGAGUUAACUCACUCUUCUACAAUGGAGAAUCUGAUACAGUUGGUGAACAAAAUCCAGAGAGCGUGCACUGCACUCGGUGAUCACGGCGAGGAAAGCGCCAUGCCUACUCUCUGGGACGCCCUUCCGUCCAUCGCCGUCGUCGGAGGACAGAGCUCUGGAAAAUCUUCAGUGUUAGAGAGUAUUGUCGGAAAGGACUUUCUACCACGUGGAUCUGGAAUUGUUACUCGGCGUCCUCUUGUUUUGCAACUUCACAAGAUUGAUGAAGGAAGAGAAUAUGCUGAAUUUAUGCACCUUCCAAGGAAGAAAUUUACUGAUUUUGCUGCUGUUAGGCAGGAGAUUGCUGACGAGACCGAUAGAGAAACAGGACGCAACAAGGGUAUUUCGUCUGUGCCCAUCCAUCUGAGUAUCUACUCCCCUCAUGUUGUGAAUCUGACGCUGGUUGAUCUUCCGGGACUUACUAAAGUCGCUGUUGAGGGUCAGCCAGAUAGCAUUGUGCAAGACAUUGAAAAUAUGGUUCGGGCUUUUAUUGAAAAGCCGAAUUGCAUCAUCUUGGCAAUAUCUCCUGCCAAUCAAGACCUUGCAACUUCAGAUGCAAUUAAGAUUUCCCGUGAAGUAGAUCCUAAAGGGGAAAGGACAUUCGGUGUUUUGACAAAGAUUGAUCUUAUGGAUAAGGGUACUGAUGCGUCGGAGAUCCUUGAAGGGAAAGCAUAUAAGCUAAACUUCCCUUGGAUUGGUGUUGUUAACCGCUCCCAAGCUGAUAUCAAUAAACAAGUUGAUAUGAUUGCUGCUCGGAAAAGAGAAAACGAGUACUUUGCUAAUACCCCAGAAUAUAGACAUCUUGCUUCCAGAAUGGGCUCUGUGCAUCUAGGAAAGGUGCUGUCGAAGCAUUUGGAAACUGUUAUCAAGUCUCGGAUACCAGGCCUACAGUCACUCAUUAACAAGACUAUCAUUGAAUUGGAGACAGAAUUGAACCGUAUUGGCAAACCUAUUGCUGCUGAUACUGGAGGGAAGCUGUACAUGAUAAUGGAAAUCUGUCGAACUUUUGAUCAGAUAUUUAAAGAUCAUCUUGAUGGCGGACGUCCUGGUGGAGAGAAAAUUUACCAAGUAUUUGAUAAUCAAUUUCCAGCAUCUUUAAAACGGCUGCAGUUUGACAAACAUUUAUCAAUGGACAAUGUGCGGAAACUAAUAACUGAGGCAGAUGGUUAUCAACCUCAUCUCAUAGCUCCAGAGCAAGGAUACCGACGCCUUAUCGAAUCUUGCUUGGUAUUAGUUAGGGGGCCCGCUGAAGCAGCUGUUGAUGCGGUUCACGGAAUUUUGAAGGAUUUGAUUCAUAAAUCUAUGAGUGAGACAAUGGAAUUAAAGCAGUAUCCCACCUUGAAGGUAGAACUCGGAAGUGCAGCUGUUGAUUCGUUGGAGAGGAUGAGAGAAGAAAGUAAGAGAGCAACUCUGCUUUUGGUGGACAUGGAGUAUGGCUAUUUGACUGUCGAAUUUUUCCGUAAACUUCCCCAAGACGCAGAAAAGGGUGGAAAUCCAAGUCAUUCACUUUUCGACAGAUAUAAUGAUGCUUAUCUUCGUCGAAUUGCUACUACUGUCUUGUCCUAUGUGAACAUGGUAUGUGGGACACUGAGGAACACCAUUCCCAAAUCCGUAGUUUAUUGUCAAGUGCGUGAGGCUAAGCGGAGCUUACUGGAUCAUUUCUUUACAGAAUUGGGGAAAAGGGAGGGAAAACAAUUAGCUUCACUUCUAAAUGAGGACCCAGCAAUCAUGCAGCGCCGUACCUCCUUGGCAAAGAGGCUAGAACUAUACAGAAGUGCACAAUCAGAAAUUGAGGCAGUUGCAUGGGAAAGGUAGAAACCACCCUUCAUUCCUUCCCUUGCUUAUUUUUUCUCAUGUAAUUCAAUUCUAUUCCUUUAUUUCUUCCUCUCAUUAAUGAAUUAAUCAUAAUGAUAUUAAAUGUUCCACUUCAACUAAACAUACCUUUCACAUUCAUCUCAAUGUCUCCCAUCAAAUACAAACGUAUA
Molecule: messenger RNA, 2053 nt
Organism: Vigna radiata var. radiata (mung bean)
Lineage: Eukaryota; Viridiplantae; Streptophyta; Magnoliopsida; Fabales; Fabaceae
Product: dynamin-related protein 5A
Exons: 16
Coding region: 54-1883 (609 amino acids)
Cellular component (GO): cytoplasm; membrane; microtubule
Molecular function (GO): GTP binding; GTPase activity; microtubule binding
Source: RefSeq, a predicted model, not a curated record